Messenger RNA from Nyctereutes procyonoides (raccoon dog), 2959 nucleotides. RefSeq names its product carnitine palmitoyltransferase 1B (gene CPT1B). Gene Ontology annotation, cellular component: mitochondrion. Gene Ontology annotation, biological process: carnitine metabolic process; fatty acid metabolic process. The record is from RefSeq and is a predicted model, not a curated record. Gene Ontology annotation, molecular function: carnitine O-palmitoyltransferase activity. The coding region runs from base 244 to 2778 and encodes 844 amino acids. The transcript has 18 exons. NCBI's taxonomy places the organism in Eukaryota, Metazoa, Chordata, Mammalia, Carnivora, Canidae.
GUUCUCGGACCUCCGAGCCACGCCGGCCUGCAGAGCCCGCCCCCACCCCGGUUCCCACCACACAGAGGAGGGGAUUCUGGUCGCCGCCCCACAUCUGUUUGCUCGACCCAAAUUUGGGAGUGGGUGUCAGGUUCCCGGCGGGGGCGGGGCGGCCAGGCCUGAAGGACGUGGGGACACGGGCCAGACCGACUGGCCCCCCGCGCGGACGGAAGCGAACCCCAGCCGUGAGGGCCAACCUCCAGGAUGGCGGAAGCGCACCAGGCUGUGGCCUUCCAGUUCACUGUGACCCCAGACGGGGUGGACUUCCGACUCAGUCGGGAGGCCCUGAAGCACAUCUACCUGUCCGGGAUCAACUCCUGGAAGAAACGCCUGAUUCGCAUCAAGAAUGGCAUCCUCAGGGGUGUGUACCCUGGCAGCCCCACCAGCUGGCUAGUUGUUGUCAUGGCGACGGUGGGCUCUUCCUACUGCAAGGUGGACAUCUCCAUGGGACUGGUGUGCUGCAUCCAGAGAUGCCUCCCUGAGGGAUGUGGCCCCUACCAGACCCCACAGACCCGGGCACUUCUCAGCAUGGCCAUUUUCUCCACGGGGGUCUGGAUGAUGGGCAUCUUCUUCUUCCGCCAAACCCUGAAACUGCUUCUUUCCUACCACGGUUGGAUGUUCGAGAUGCACGGCCAGACCAGCCACUUCACCAAAGUCUGGGCUGUGAGCAGGAGCCGGUGGAGGGGUUCAGGCAUCUGGUUUGAGACUCUGGGGACCUCAUUUGGGGUUGUAAGCUGGGAGAGGCAGGUGGGGCAGUGGCACCUGGUGCAUGGGUUUGUCCUGGUUCUGAGGUUGUCCUGGGUUGGGGACCCAGCUCCUCAAAUGUGGCUGUUUCUGUUAUUUCCCCUGGUUCUCACCAGAAACAUUCUGUGUGCCCAGAUCUGUGUCCGCCUGCUGUCCAGCCGGAGGCCCAUGCUCUACAGCUUCCAGACAUCCCUGCCCAAGCUUCCUGUGCCCAGUGUGCCGGCCACAGUUCAGCGGUACUUGGAGUCUGUGCGGCCCUUGCUGGAUGAUGAGAAAUACUACCGAAUGGAGGUCCUGGCCAAGGAAUUCCAGGACAAGACCGCCCCCCGGCUGCAGAAGUACCUGGUCCUCAAGUCAUGGUGGGCAACCAACUAUGUGAGUGACUGGUGGGAAGAGUACGUGUACCUGCGCAGCAGGGCGCCUCUUGUGGUGAACAGCAACUACUAUGUCAUGGACUUGGUGCUCAUCAAGAAUACAAACAUCCAGGCAGCCCGCCUGGGCAAUGUCGUGCAUGCUAUGAUCAUGUACCGCCGUAAACUGGACCGCGAGGAGAUCAAGCCUGUGAUGGCCCUGGGCAUCGUGCCCAUGUGUUCCUACCAGAUGGAGAGGAUGUUCAACACGACCCGGAUCCCGGGCAAGGAGACAGAUCUGCUGCAGCACCUGUCGGACAGCAGGCACGUGGCUGUCUACCACAAGGGCCGCUUCUUCAAGCUGUGGCUGUACGAGGGCUCCCAGCUGCUCAAGCCCUGCGACCUGGAGCUGCAGUUCCAGAGGAUCUUGGACGACCCGUCCCCGCCCCAGCCCGGGGAGGAGAAGCUAGCAGCGCUCACGGCCGGGGGAAGACUGGAGUGGGCACAGGCGCGCCAGGCCUUCUUCAGCUCCGGCAAGAACAAGGCUGCUCUGGAUGCCAUCGAGCGAGCUGCCUUCUUUGUGGCCCUGGACGAGGAGUCUCACCACUACGACCCCGAGGAUGAGGCCAGCCUCAGCCUAUACGGCAAGGCCCUGCUGCACGGCAACUGCUACAACAGGUGGUUCGACAAGUCUUUCACAGUCAUCGCCUUCAAGAACGGCCAGCUGGGCCUCAACACAGAACACGCAUGGGCAGACGCCCCCAUCAUAGGGCACCUCUGGGAGUUUGUCUUGGGUACCGAGACCUUCCACCUCGGCUACACGGAGACUGGGCACUGCCAGGGCAAAGCUAACCCCGCGCUGGCCGCUCCCCAGCGGCUGCAGUGGGACAUCCCUGAGCAGUGCCGAGCGGUCAUCGAGAGCUCCUGCCAGGUGGCCAUGGCGCUAGCCGACGACGUGGAGCUGUACUGCUUCCAGUUCCUGCCAUUCGGCAAAGGCCUCAUCAAGAAGUGUCGCACUAGCCCGGACGCCUUUGUGCAGAUUGCCCUGCAGCUCGCCCACUUCCGGGACAGGGGCAAGUUCUGUCUCACCUACGAGGCCUCCAUGACCAGGAUGUUCCGGGAGGGACGGACUGAGACCGUGCGCUCCUGCACCAGCGAGUCCACGGCCUUUGUGCAGGCCAUGGCGGAGGGGUCCCACAUGAAAGCUGACCUCCGAGACCUCUUCCGGAAGGCUUCCAAGAAACACCAGAAUAUGUACCGCCUGGCAAUGACAGGGGCUGGCAUAGACAGGCACCUCUUCUGCCUCUACGUGGUCUCCAAGUACCUGGGGGUCAGCUCCCCUUUCCUGGCUGAGGUGCUCUCGGAGCCCUGGCGCCUCUCCACCAGCCAGAUUGCUCAAUUCCAAAUCCGCAUGUUCGACCCAGACAAGUACCCCAAACACCUGGGCGCCGGUGGUGGCUUUGGCCCCGUGGCAGACGAUGGCUACGGGGUUUCCUACAUGAUCGCGGGCGAGAACACCAUCUUCUUCCACAUCUCCAGCAAGUUCUCGAGCUCGGAGACGAACGCCCAGCGCUUUGGAAACCACAUCCGCCAAGCUCUGCUGGACAUCGCUGAUCUUUUCCAAGGUCCCAAGGCUGACAGCUGAGGGCUGGAGACAGGCCAGCUGCCCUGUCAUCCCCGCACUGUGGAGGAGGGGGCCCGUGGUCAGCUCGAGGCACAGGGGUGGCCAUGCACGGGUGCCCAGGCUCCAAGGACACCUCCAGCAGUAGGCCCUCCCCAGGCAAAUGCUGCUCUCUGAGGGCCCAGGCAGUGGAAGUGGGGUUGAA